Molecule: messenger RNA, 1468 nt
Organism: Aspergillus ochraceoroseus IBT 24754
Lineage: Eukaryota; Fungi; Ascomycota; Eurotiomycetes; Eurotiales; Aspergillaceae
Product: ATP11 family protein
Exons: 2
Coding region: 27-1031 (334 amino acids)
Biological process (GO): mitochondrial proton-transporting ATP synthase complex assembly
Cellular component (GO): mitochondrion
Source: RefSeq, a predicted model, not a curated record
CCGCAACCAUCCCCGACAUCAACAACAUGGCGUCCCUCAGAUCCCAGGCUUUCCAGUCUCUAUCCCGAGGCCGAACUCCAUUCAUUCGGUCUCAGCAGAGACGCUGGGCCCAAGUCCACGAUGUUCGCUUCCUCGCGACACAUCACGACCCUAACCAGGUCCUCGAUAGAUACCGUUCCAAGCUCAACCACAAGGCACAACAGGAGGGCCAUGAAUCCGUCGAUUCCCUAAAAGACGCCUACAAAGAUAAAAUCGACAACCUCCGCCGCAAAGCCGCAACUCCCAUCACCCCGGAAGCCGCACCCUCCGCCACCGCACCACCACCACCACCUCCUUCCCCCCCCCCCCGCCAAUCCGCACAAGCCGCGCAAGUUGCAUCCGCGACGAAAUCGGCCGGCGUCAAGCCGCUCAGCUCCUACCUCGACGUAGAGAAAGUGCGCACGCUCCCAGCAAAGGAACUCGAAACCGUCUGGCGCCUCCGACACGCCGGGAACUCGCACUCGGUCUGCGCGGUCAUCCCCCUAGAGACAUACCAGCGGAUAGUCUCCGCCGCGCGGCAAAACCCGCAGUUCAUCCUCCCGCUCCCGCGCACAGAGACCGCCGCCCAGGCCGAACCCGAAUCCGAAUCCGGAGAUCACCCCGGCGCAGAUAUUCACUUCCUCCAGUGGGCCUUCCACCCGCCCGCUGCGGGAUCCGUGCCCACGCAGGUCAACUCGCACACCUCAACUAUUAUCUUCACCUCGUUGGCGGCGUAUAAACUGCACGGCUCGUUUGCGCCGCCGCAUACAACGAUCACGCACCACUUGGAUCUCGCAGAGGAGCAGGGACUCGUGCUGAUGCACGGCCAGGUCAUGCCGGAUGCGGGAGUGAGUGCAACCGAGGCCAGUUGGCUGGUGAGUUGUGUGCAGAGGUUUUAUGAUUUCGGCGGCCAGGCGAGUGGGCGAAAGGGCGAGUUGCUGCGUAUGUUUACGAGGGGGGAUGUGGAGGGGUUCAAGAUUGAGGAGUUGAUGGAGGAAGCGGAAAAGGUGUAAUUUUUUUUUUUUGGAUCAAUGAUCUGCGUGGUGGUAUGGAAUGGGGAGAUAAAAAGAGAUGCCUGUUUCUUUCCCAGGCUAGUAUUACUUACCUUUAUCUUAUGUAUCUUAUUUUCUAUAUUAUUACAGUUGUACUGAUAAGAUUCAAAUCGGAUCAAAGUUGAACCAAGUUCAUUACGAGGUAGUACUACCUACUAGUACGUAUGUAUACACGAGAUCGAUGGAGAACAACAAGUUGUAUGAUUUGGAUAGAAAGCCUAAAUCCAGAAAUCCAACCCAUACACCAACCCAUACAUAACUUGUCGAAACAAACCCCGACAAAAACAAAACAAAAGUCCAAGCGAAGCCGAAGAGCGCCUGAUUGAAAUCCACGUACCGCAAGUGCAAUUGACAUCAUCAUAAAGAAUAAAGAACAAGAGCCCUGAAAUGAGACGCAG